Molecule: messenger RNA, 1430 nt
Organism: Ceratina calcarata
Lineage: Eukaryota; Metazoa; Arthropoda; Insecta; Hymenoptera; Apidae
Exons: 4
Coding region: 175-1305 (376 amino acids)
Biological process (GO): protein processing; regulation of fatty acid beta-oxidation
Cellular component (GO): peroxisome
Molecular function (GO): serine-type endopeptidase activity
Source: RefSeq, a predicted model, not a curated record
UCUCAGAUCGACGGGAGGAUGAAAUAAUUAUGAAAUCAAAGUUAGUAAGAGUAACAAGUGAAUAUUCUCUGCACAGAAUUGGAUUGUACAGUUUGGAGAAAAAGAAUCGAUCUUGUUACUCUCUUUUCGGACCGGCCUAUAAAAGCGAUCGUCGGUUCUUGCCAUUUUAUCGGCAUGACAGCAACAAACUGCGACAACGAUGACGAUGACAACGAGGAUUGGUCCUGGCCGGAUACCUACACGGCAUCUCUUCAUGAAGAGCGCUUCGAGAGAGGAACGGCACGGAAUAUUGGCACGAUGCACGUGCCAGAAAGCGUAUUCGUAUCGAACACAUCUUCCCCGGAAGACGCGAUGGUCUCGCGAGGCUAUUCCGGUAUUUUGGUAGCGAAGAAUUGGGUUCUCGUUCAUGGUUCCAUGCUAGCUUCUGUCUUAUCCCGAUCUCAGGAGUUCGUCGACAUGAUUACAUCCAUGAUUUCUGCAGAUCUAAUUAUGAUCCCAGCAUCGGAUCCACUGUUUAGUGACUUGACGUUUUGCAUUUAUCGUGACCACUUAUUAGAGGGAUCAGGAAGGAUCAUAUCUCUUUGGAAAUGUCCACUUUUAGAUGAUGCAUUAAAGAAUACUGUUCGCGAUUGGACCUUCGAAAACUUUGAUCGCCUCUUGUUACCAAUCUUUCUGGUAAUCAAAGUUGAACCUCUCGUGAACGAGAUGAGAGGGCGAAAACAAUUGAAGGCAAAUAAAACGGAAGUCGAACAAGUGUUGCGUCAACUCGCGAAGCAAGCAGCUAGCUUGGAACCUACAAAAGGAGCUGCCGUCGAAUUAAUUUCGACACCUUUCGGAAAUGCUUUUUUCAUUGAUUCCAUCAGUCGCGGUGUCAUUGGAAAUUUGCUGGGAAUCAACAAGUGUCUCAUUCUGAUGGACCUGACUGCUUUCCCCGGCUGCGAAGGUUCUCCUGUAUUUUUAAUCAACAACCGCGGCGAUAAAAGUAUUUGCGGCAUGAUAAUCGCGUCAUUAAGCCGGUGCCGUGGAGAAUGGGUAAAUUAUACUUUCGCUGUGAACCUGUUACCGUCGCUGAAGCUAAUUCUCCAAAGUCGUAUGCCGAAAGACGAAUCUCGAUAUUCAACCUGCUCGACUUUCUCUUUCUCUCGAUGGAAUUGCCUCAACAUCGACUGUCUUGAAAGAAACAUCGCGAUCGUGAAAUGUGGGCCGAACUGGGGCACCGGUAUUCUGGUGGAUGAACAAAGCGGAACGUUCAUAACUUGUGCACAUGUCGUUAGAACGGUACGGGAAAAUGUGAACGUCCUCUAACUUUUUCCGAAAAUGCUUACAACAUUUCUAGGCAUCACCAACAGGAAUUGAACUUACAAAUGGUAAUAUCGCAUCGCGCGAAGACGGAUCGAAAUGGUCUGCGAAAGCGAAUUUGAUUUACAAAG